Ilex paraguariensis (yerba mate) is the source of this 468-nucleotide messenger RNA. The record is from the annotation of a GenBank genome assembly. NCBI's taxonomy places the organism in Eukaryota, Viridiplantae, Streptophyta, Magnoliopsida, Aquifoliales, Aquifoliaceae.
GCUAGUACUGUUGCUUUUGUAUUUUAACUUAAAAAAAUCAGAUUGCUUUUUAUAUGUUUUGUCUCAUGCAUGCAACCCUCUUUCAUGAGCAGAAGGAAACAAGCAGCAACUCCAUCUGCACUUCCUCCUAUAGUUCCAACUCCAUCUGCAGGGACAUCUAGAACUCCAUCUACACCAAACAUAAAUUGGAGGUCACCAGGUAAAGAUCCAACCAAAUUGUUCAUUCCUCCAGGGACAAGGCAAAGAAAACAUUUGAAAUACAAUGAAGGAACCUCAGUUCCUAAUCUUAUGAAGAAUUGGUUUUUGUUAUUUAGAAAUGUACAAUUUAGCAUCUGAAUUUAUAGUACAAGCUACAACUGGAGUGAUUUUCAUUUUUUUUUGUUGUAACACCACUUUAAUGUACAACUUUGCUACUUCUUGUUUAAUUCAGAAUGUGUUGGUUGCUUGAUACUUGUCUAUUUGUAAGAG